CUCACCAGCUUGCUUUAUACCGUGACCCUUUGUACUACGCCCUGUCGUUAUUGAAUGAACGUCCCGAACAAUCGGUUUAUAGUACGUGGUUUGUAAGUAGUAGAUUUUCACAAACAACAUUGGCUGGAGUCGAGUAGAGAGUGGGCACGGCAGCCAAGCUGCAAACUCUUGUGGAAUAAUAAUACCGGCAUUCUGCUCAGUCGCUGGCUGAGAAAAGAUCUAACGGUGAAUAGUUCUCUGUCUUGGUUCACCGUUGAAGGAAAUUGUUGUGUUCUAUAAUUAGGAUGAGCUCCGUCAGGGUAGAUUCACCGUUGCUUUCGGAGUUCCGGAGACAACCCUCUCCUUGCGUACCGACCAUGCCAAAGCCACGGGCUUGUCGGAAGCUCUUCCCGGUGGACCACGCCGAGACGAAUAGCUUCUUGCAGACUGAGAUUGCUCAAAUAGACGCAGAACAACAAGCUAACAUGGGAUUUGAUUUGGGGAGAUGUGUUCCUUUGGAGGACCAGAGUAGCAGUCGAUACACCAACUGGGAGGCAAUGCCAGCCGAAUCCGUCCCGUCGUUUUAUCGUGAAACAUUUCCGAGGAAGAGAAAUCGGCUGAGACAGCCAGAGCGUUUGUCCACUACGCCCCGUCAAAACAAAGUGGACAGUCGUAUUCACCCUUUGCGCACCAACGAAGCCGAUGGAACUACAGUCGUUCUCAAAACACAUUCCACUGUUCGCGAUAGUUCGUUUGUGCCUCUUCAUCGUUUAGAAGCAUCGAACAACUCAAAACAAAACUCUAUCGCUACUGUCACAUUAUCCUCAAAAACCGACGACACAAUUCCGUCAAUAUCAGAAACGUCGUCUGAACGCAAGACAAUCUGCAAGGCCCAAAGACAUGGUAGUGAGCUUGCAGUCACAACAAGUAUACCGUCAACAGCCACAUCAGUUGUUGACAAACAACAGAUGCCGCAAACACAGUCUAAAGUCACCGAUUAUUUCAGGCAGCGAAAGAGGUGCGGGUCGUCAGAAAUCAGAAUUACGCCUGACACCGACGACGUAGGCAAGCACCCUGUUCCGACGAAGCGACGCAUGGGGACAAACAGCCCCACUGACGGCGGGGACACGUUGCCUGAAGUCGGUCAGUCGUGAUCGCUAACGGUACCUCAUCAACCAAACACGAUUUGGGCAAGUGCAACAACAACUCUGACAGCCCCGCCCCCAGGUCGAAGGUCAAAGGUCUUGACAUUGACAAGGGACGCUACUGACGCCGCGGGCAUUCGUAAGUUCAACCUCAUUCACUGGUAUUCUCCCCAUCGCUGUACCAGAGGGACUGUGAACAAGUGCAGGCGGGGAGCUUGUUUUUCAACAAUUUUGUUUUCUGUAUCUGGAGAAAUAAAUCAGAGUAGUGGUGGCCGCGUGCCUUUGAUAGGCAUUGCACCGAAAACAACAGGUCAUCGGGUCAGUUCGCUGGAUCCCAGCCAAUUAUUUCGUUCUACCUGGGCACGCACCUUUUGAUGUCAGAAGUGGGCAAGAUGCCAAAUGUUUUCCCGCGCUUCUUUAGCUGACACCUUAGCCUUACUUCACUAGAUAAAAAGUCGGGAUAUUUAUGGCAUGGGGAGGUGGGUAAAGUUCAAUGAUAUCUAUCACAAUGAUAACAGUUCAUUCUAAUCGUGCUGUUGUGCAUUAUAGUAAAGAGCUAUUAAUUUGUGUGAUGGUUUCGUGUAGAGAUUGUAGAGAUAAGCACAAACUUUGAUUGAUUUUGAACACUGUGAUUCUACUUCAAGUUUUGGAUCCAAAGCUUGUUUGUGUGACUGGUGUGUACAUGUAAAUAUCACUUAACUCAACGGUAUUAAGUAUUCACUAUUUCAGGAAACUUUUUCAAAGCAUUUAAAAUCUUUCGUGGAAACAUUUCAGUAUUACCGGUUAUGUCGUCCACAUUUCUAUUUGGUGUACAGUCGACAAGGGAACUGGAACUUAAAAACAAAAUACUAAAGACAUUUUCUGUAAAUAACUUUGUAAAUCAUAGUGUACAGUAACUUAUUUCGUAAACAAAAAGAUAUAAAUGUUUGUUCUAGAAAUUAAUGUAGUCUAUAUAACAGAAAUAACUUAUUUGGCUUUUACGACUUUGCAACAUUCCAUAAAUAAUAUAACAUGAUGUAAAAAGAACUUAAGCAAUUCUACUCUGUGCAAAAAUUAUCAGCAUGUAAACAGCGUUGAAAACAAUGUUAAUAGUUAUUAUUAAAAAGUUUCUUAAGCUCAGGCAGUUAAAA
This is a messenger RNA of Asterias rubens (European starfish), 2254 nucleotides long. RefSeq lists its product as uncharacterized. NCBI's taxonomy places the organism in Eukaryota, Metazoa, Echinodermata, Asteroidea, Forcipulatida, Asteriidae. The transcript has 3 exons. The coding region runs from base 285 to 1133 and encodes 282 amino acids. The record is from RefSeq and is a predicted model, not a curated record.